Vitrella brassicaformis is the source of this 1582-nucleotide messenger RNA. The record is from the annotation of a GenBank genome assembly. Lineage: Eukaryota; Vitrellaceae.
AGGGCAGAGGGGGAUGUGAAGGCCAUCACGGAUGAGAUCUCGGACAUGGUGUCGGCACGGGGCGGCAUGUGGGACCCCAUUGACACGGAUGGCGAGGCGCAUGUCAACGCAGGUAAGACGGAACAGACUGGUAGUGAGUUGCAGGCAGGGCAGGCAGGAAUAGCGUCGUGCAUCACACUCAUUUCCUGGAUGGAUGUGUGCAUAUGCACAGGUGGAGUGGUGUUCCCCGUGAGUCGGCGAGCCCUGCUGAUGCCCUUCAUGAAGCACCGCUACAUCUCAGUGAUGCUGAUGCACCACGCGGGCGGCCUGCCCAAGGACCCCAACGGCCACCUCUACCUCGAGACGUCAUCGGCCUACUUCGAGGCCUUUCUGGACGAGCUGACGCUCUACGAGACUGGCCGCACCAACACUGUCGAGCUGCCGCCGCCCAAGGCGGCUGACCCGCUCUACGCCGACUACCAUGCCCUCUUCAUGCGGGAGAUCAACUGCUAUGCGGCCCCUCAGCAGACCACCCCACCCCACACGGCCAGCACAGCAUCGACUGACAAUCCCCCCGGCAGCGAGGACCAGGCCAUCCAGCAGUAUCUGAAGGCCUGCGAGCAGUUCCUCCGCACCCACUCGGCGGCCAUCAAGCAGCUGCAGGGCGUCAGGGAUGACAUCAGGUGCUUCCUGGAGGCCAUGGAGCCCUUCUUCGCCAGCCCUGACGGGAGCGAGAACGAGAUUUUAAGCCUGACGGUCCUUGGCCGCAAGGUGUCGAUGAUGCGCAAGACCUUCAGUCGUCUGGGCCCCAACCACCCGCUCCUCACCCGCUUCGCCACGUAAGAGGAGCGAGCAGACACAGAUAUGACAACGACCAGGUCAUAUUGGGCGCUUGGGGGCUGUGCGUGGUCUGUGCAGCACACCCCCCUGUUGGGCCGACCGUCGAGUGCGUCAGACGCCCACCAAGUGCUUCGUGACGACUGUGGAGUUUGCCCGGCGCAUCGCCGUUCUGCCGGCCUGUCAGCUGAUCCGACCGCCGCUGCUCGAGGAGGGAGGCGAGCGCCACCUCAUCGAUGACAUCGUAAGUGACGGCACCGCGCCCGGGUCCACACCAGUUGGCAGUGCGGCUGCUGGUCUCAUGUGUGUGUCAGGAGAUGUAUGGGCUGAGGUACCAGCCGUACUGCCAUCUGCCGACCACCGACGGCGAGCAGUUCAUCGCCAAGUCGGCCGAGGAGUGGGGCAAAGUCAUCAACAUGACCGGCAAACCCUUACCCACAGUCACACUCAUCUACAAGUAAUCGAGCCACACACACAGAGGGAAAGAGGCACACAGACAGAUCAUCCUGGGUCCUCAUGUUGAUAUCAGGUCGAGUCGUGACACAUUUGGGUACCCCUCCUUCCUCAACAAGGUGGUGGGCAAGAGCGGCCUGCUCUUCGCCCUCCGAGACGGACACACAUACCGAUUCGGCCGCUUCAUCGACGGCGAGCUCACAUCGCCAGCCAACCUCACGAGGACCAACGACUACGAUGUGCCCGUCUUCUUCUUUUCGAUGUCGGGUGCGUACGAUGCGCCGCAGAAGAUCGAGCUGCCCGAGGAGAAGCA